Camelina sativa (false flax) is the source of this 699-nucleotide messenger RNA. The record is from RefSeq and is a predicted model, not a curated record. Lineage: Eukaryota; Viridiplantae; Streptophyta; Magnoliopsida; Brassicales; Brassicaceae.
AUGGCAUCAAUCGACGAAACCAAGAAGGCAUCGAUCGACGCAAUGCUGGUGUCGAUCGAUGCAAUGCCAGAGCUGAUGCGGAGAAUGUUCAAAGGCGACGGGAUGACAAUGGAGACCUUGGUUAAAUUUGAGCAUAUCAUUACCCUUGGAGGAACCGUUCACAAGGUCGGAGACUCAAAGGGAUGGACGAUGAUAGAAGUUGAUUACGAGGCUUGGGCUUCAUCAAGAACUUUUCAAGUCGGAGACUCUUUGGUCUUCUCAUACAACAACAAUUUUCACGAUGUCACUGAAGUCACUCAUAAUGAUUUUCAGCUGUGUGAAUCGUCUAAACCACUUGUGACAUACAAUACUGGGUCCGACUCAAUCAUUCUAACCAAACCGGGAGUCCAACAGUUCAUAUGCGGAGUUCCUGGUCACUGCAAGUCGGGGCAGAAGCUUCAAAUCCAUGUCUUGCCAGCCUCGUUGGGUCACGUCGCUGCUCCGGUUCCUGGACCUGUCCGAUCACCAAGCUCUUCCUCGUCUCCUUCACCAGCCAACGCUCCACAGUAUCAGCAUCAGAUGGCUCCAUCACCUCUUCAAAGCGGUGCCUCAAAAGGAGAAGAUGGUGUGUCCGAAUCAAUCAUUACUCUUGCUUAUGAAGUAUGCUUUGAGACUAGAUACAAUGAUCUUCAUUGUAUGGGAGGUCUUACUGUGGUGUGA